AUGAGGUCUCUCUCGGUCUCUGGGUUGGCGCUGUUUGCGUCGUGUGCUGUUGCACAAACGUACCAGCGCUUGGGUGGCUGCCCCUCUCUGGGCUGUGUCUUUCCUCCUGAUCAGGCGGACUUCCUUCCGGGUCAGUACUUCGACAUCCGUCUAGAGGUUCACUCUCCAGUCAACGGCUCCGAAGCUCGUCCGGGUGAACCCGAUCCCAACUUUAAGUUCACCAUUGCGAAGAAAGGAGAGGAGGCUGUCCCUGUGGAGGAGUACUUCGACAUCGGUGCAGCACAGCUUGAGAGAUGGAACUUUACCUGGUUCGAAGACCUGUUUGCAGAAGAUGCGGAUAAGCCUUCUCUUGUGAACGUGACCUCAAAAGCCUAUAGACGGGUUGCUCUCUAUGAGCCAGGCGAGUACGAGGCAACCUUGACCUACUAUGGCAAUCAGACCACUGUUGCGAACUGGCUUGUCCGUGAUAUUCCCAAGAAACGGCGCGCAAAGAACGCCAUCCUCUUCGUGGGAGACGGCAUGACCACAAACAUGAUCACUGCAGCUCGUCUGAUCGCCCAUAAAAGUAUCAAUGGCAAGUACAUGACCAAGAUGCAGUUGGACAAGUUUCCUGUCUUGGGUCACCAAAUGACUCACUCGUUGGAUUCGUUCAUCACUGAUUCUGCCAAUUCUGCAACUUCCCUAUACACUGGCCACAAGACGACAGUCAACGCUUUGAAUGUCUACGUGGACUCCUCUGAGGACCCGUUCGACGACCCAAAGUUUGAGAUCAUCACCGAGAUAUUCCGUCGCCGGUACCCUGACGCGGGCGUAGGCAUCGUUUCCACAGCUUUCCUUGCCGACGCAACCCCCGCAGGUCUGGCAGCCCACACCAGAGAUCGUGGAGAAUACGACCAUGUCAUCGGUGCUUUCUACGAGGGCAUCAGUGAAUACAACUGGGAGGAGUGGGAAGGUCCUGACGUUCUCUUCGGCGCCGGUGCGGAGAACUUCCUCGAGAGCGAAGACGCUUCACGGGAUUACUUCAAACUGUUUGCGGAGAAGGGAUACAGCGUGAGCUGGAACAACACUGCUUUGCAUGCAGCCCCGAACGACACUAGGGCGCUGGGAGUUUUCCAAAAAUCCAACCUGGCCACAUGGCUGGACCGGAAUGUCUACCAAGCCAACCUUCUGAACCAGAGCAACUAUCCCGAUGGUUCUGGUCGCGACGCGGAAGAUCUUCCUGGCCUCAAAGACAUGACCCUGAAGGCGAUUGACGUGCUGAAUGCCCGGCAUGGCGAUGAGGGCUGGUUCCUCAUGUCCGAGGCCGCCAGCAUCGACAAGCAGAUGCAUACCUUGGACUACGACCGGGCUCUGGGAGAGCUGCUGGAGUUGGAUGACACCGUGAAAGCCACCAUUCAGAAGCUUGAGGCCCUCGGGGAACUAGAGGACACUCUGAUUGUGGUGACUGCUGACCACGGACACGGAUUUGACGUCACGGGUUCGGUUGAUACCGAAUACCUUAACGCACAGGACGAUGAUCGACAGAAGCGGAGGGCCAUUGGGUACUACGAGAGCUCUGGGCUCUCGCAGUACACGGUGGGCGGGUCCAACGCUCUGCGGUACUCGGAGGGGGUUCAUUUUCCGGCACGUUGGGAUCCGCGGUACACCUUACAUUCGGGAGUUGUGGCGUUCCCCGAUCACCGGGAGAACUACGAGGUGCACAAGGAGGGUCCACGGAAACCGGCAGUUGAGCAGCCCGGAAGCAAGGGCAAUGUGAUUGCCAACUAUAAGGAUGCCGUGACCGGAUACCUGAUUAAUGGAACUUUGCCCGUGGACGCGAGCCAAGGCGUGCACUCUUUGACCGACGUGCCCGUGUUCGCCCAGGGCCCCUGCCAAGAGUUAUUUGGAGGGGUGUACAACUCCAUCGACAUCUUCUUCAAUAUGGCGGAGUGCCUUGGUCUGUCGGAUAGCCGGCGGGGACACAAGGGCAAGAAUGGUCGCCGGAACUAA
Messenger RNA from Aspergillus tanneri, 1989 nucleotides. RefSeq names its product alkaline phosphatase. Lineage: Eukaryota; Fungi; Ascomycota; Eurotiomycetes; Eurotiales; Aspergillaceae. The coding region runs from base 1 to 1989 and encodes 662 amino acids. The record is from RefSeq and is a predicted model, not a curated record. The transcript is spliced from 3 exons. Gene Ontology annotation, biological process: dephosphorylation. Gene Ontology annotation, molecular function: alkaline phosphatase activity.